This is a messenger RNA of Syngnathoides biaculeatus (alligator pipefish), 5620 nucleotides long. RefSeq lists its product as uncharacterized. Gene Ontology annotation, molecular function: DNA-binding transcription activator activity, RNA polymerase II-specific; RNA polymerase II cis-regulatory region sequence-specific DNA binding. The transcript has 5 exons. The record is from RefSeq and is a predicted model, not a curated record. Gene Ontology annotation, biological process: regulation of transcription by RNA polymerase II. Gene Ontology annotation, cellular component: nucleus. Lineage: Eukaryota; Metazoa; Chordata; Actinopteri; Syngnathiformes; Syngnathidae. Bases 139 to 5379 code for a protein of 1746 amino acids.
CACACAAAGCGGCGACGGAUACGGAAGCCAUGUUGAUGACGGUCGUCAAGCGACAUUUCGAAUUACCUUUCGGGAAAUACGCUUAAAAGUGGACCCUGCAAUUCGAAAUUCACGCCAAAAAAAAAGUAAGAUAACACGAUGUCAACGGGCGAUUUUCAAACGAAGUACACCUCCUUCAUGGAGAGUGUCAUGAGGAAUACUAUCGCCGAAACUACCAAACUUUUUGAAACAAUGGUUGAGGAAUUAAAGGCUGAAUUGACUAAAGUCAAGAUAGAGAACGAGGCGCUGAAAAGAACAUGCAGGCAAAUGGAGGAUGUGAAAACGCGGGCGACCCGUGUGUCCCGACAAAGUGGUGGUCCGAAGAUGUUCGACACAGCCGUUCAAUGUGACAUUCUUCCAGGCUAUCCUUUGCUGGAAGUGCAUCCAGUCGGGCAAAGCACAGAUGAACAACAUGAACACUCUAAUCAAGAAGACUUUGGGUACACGCUCCUGAAGGACCACGACUAUGAUGUUGCAAAAUAUAAAAAUUCAAAGCUGACGCUUUCGCUUUCAGACCACGAGGAUUCUGAACCCUUCAUAGUUAGCAGCAACACAUUUUGUGAAGUUGCAGAUUCACCACCAUACUCUGCUUGUGGGAAUGAAACCGAAGCCCCAGAGUUUGACCAGCAAUGUUUAAAGAGGGACAUCAAAGAAAAACACGAGACUGAAGUGGCCAGAGUCCUGGAAGAGGAUCACAAUGUAUAUGAGGCACAGAAUCAGUUAAUAGAGCCAGUAAAUUAUCUAUAUUCAGUUGUUAGAAUAAGUAAUAACAUGGAGGUAGCACCCAGUGGUGAUCAAAUAUUAACUAAAUUGGGGUCCCAAACAUGUUCUAGUCUGAUGAAAGAGCCCUUGGGGGCAUCAAAGGUUAAAAUUCAGCAACCAUCAAAUGAGGAAAUGCCAGUACAUGAACAAGCAUAUGUCACUAUGGAGCUAAACACUGGUGUUCACCUUCCAGUGGAGCAGAAAGUUGAGUCAACACGACUGGAUAAACUAUUAGGAGAGCAAAUGAAAUGUGGCUUGACAGAAGAUAACAGAAAUGACAGAAAACAGCCCUCAGAAAAAUUGAAAUGCCUGCAAAAGACCCCAAUGACCCCACCUUUGGUAUCUUCAACUGGUGCUGUUGGUCCAUCACAUUUUGAAGUGAGGAAGUCACCUUCCAAUUGCAAAGAGGUCACGUCUUCAUGUUGGAUUGUAGAUGUCUCUCCAGAUAAGCCACAAAAAGCUGUUGUUAUUGUUUUGCCAUCAUUGGAAAAGAGAGCAAGCACAGCAUCAGAAGACAUAGAGGAGCAUAACAAUGGACCUCAUAUUGUUUCAGUAUUAUCUUUGUCAGAACUAGGUUUGCCUUCUGUUUCUGAACAUACCUGCCUAGACAUGAAAGAAGCUUUGCUUCAUGCCCAUCCUGACAUUCCAUCUGCAUCAAAGUUGUUAAACAACCGGAUGGCUUUAUCACUACAAUCAAGCUCACAUCAGCUCAGGGAAAGCAGCACCUCUGUUGCGCUUCAAGAUGCAGUGCUACUCGUUGAAGCAAUGGAUCAGUCCACAAAGAAUGAUACCUCCCUUCAAGAAAAGGCAACAGCCCAAGACCAGUGUACUUUCUCUGUUGCCUUACCGUCUGUGGUCCAAUCUUCAUUACCUCCCCAAGCAUCGGCAUUGCAGUCUCCACUAAGUGACGAUGCAGAAGAGGUGUUACCAAACAAGAAACUUUUUUUCACCUUUUCAACAGAAUCCAGAAAUUCUCAGACACACAUUAGAGUUCCAACAGUGCCCCAUCAACAUGGUGUUCAGACUUCUAAUAUGAUUACAUCUACAUCAUUGCUCACUGCUCCAGCAAGCAAAUCACAUGAGCCAUUAGAGACACUGAUGGUCUCAGACCCUGUCCCAAAUAAAAUCUUUUCGUCUAAAUCACCAUCCACUCAUCCACCAUGCACGAUUACCCCACUGUCUCCAAACCAGAUUUCAGCUGUUGUGUCAACAGUUGCUGGCACCCAUGGUAAGUCCACCUCUUCGUCUUCAGAAAUUUCUCAUGGAAAAAAUGAAGUUACAUUCACAACAGCUGCUCCCCUUGUCAUGUCCGACCCAACAAUACAAAGGACAGGUCCAAUACCACAAAAACAAAUAAAAAUUAUAAUUCCCAGAGGUACAGCCGUUGUGGCAGGGCAACCACAACUGUCUGAGACACUAGUUGCGGCGACUGAUCAGAAUUCAGUUGGACCACAUCUCACUGUGCCAUCAUCACACAGGUUUGCUCAAAUGAUAAAAGAUGAAAAGGAAAUACCACUGCCAGCUGUAUCAAAACCAAUUAUUUUGUCCGCAUUGUCAUCCCCAAAACUUGAAUGUUCAUUGCAGCCAAUCAGCAUUUAUGAAAAUAUUCAAAUAACUCCUGGGCAUCAAAUAUCAGCAUCAUCAAGUAAGAGUGUAGAAAUGGACUGUUUUCCACGAGCCCCAUCAGUCAAACUAAUAGAGGUGCCACAUCUGGCAUUGUCCAGAAAAUCAGUUUUGGUUUCAGAACUGCUUUCUCACAGAAGGGAAUCUGAAGUUGUCCCAGUACACAGAACCUCAUCCUUGGUCAAUGACCAUGCAUCAAAAGCAACGUCCUGUCCAGUGGAGCUGUCUUUGAUAUCAACCAGCAUGUUUCCCAGUUUCAAAGAAACUUCCGUUGCUGAAACUGUAAAUUUCUCUUCGAUAUCAAAGAAGUCAUCAUCAUACUCAGGAUUUAUAGAAGAGCGAGCCACUUGUUUGUCACCCUUUACACAUUCCAAUGUGUCCAAACCAGUCUUGGCGAAUUCAGCAGUUGAUUUUCCGACGGCUGCGUAUUCAGCUGAAUCUCAUCGAGCACAUGAAACUCCUUUACCUCUGGAUGAGAAUAUUAUCAACAAUGCAGAGCAGAAUUGUGGUUCACAAAAUGAUUAUCCUAACCCUUUACAGCUACCCUCCAUCACCAAGGACAUAUCUGAACCUCAUUUACAAUUGACAAAAACUCAGUUCCUUGCACAGCUGGCAGUGUCACCUGUUGUCCAAGAUACCCAAAAGGUUUUAACAAUUGAGUCUACAGAUGUCCAAAGCGUGUGUAAAGCCACCAGUACCAUUGGCGGGAGGAAGUCUCCGAAAAAUUCCAUUGUUGCCUGUCUGCGAUGUCAGUUCAAAAUGGACUCUCAAACAAAAAGAAUAAAAACAACCCCAGAACCACUGACAGACCAACACCAUCCCACUGAGAGACAAAGAUUACAGAACAAUAGUACUCCUGAACAAGAGUCCACCAAUGACCUUAUUCAUGUUUGUACAAAUUCAGCCAAUUCCGUGAGUCCCACAGGGAUGCUAUCAGACACUGACUUUUUCCAAGAAAGUCCCGGGACCCACGAAAGUACCAAUAUCUGGUCAACUGAAAGUAGGACUGCAUUUGAGCCUGUUUCUGUUACCCCUCAAAACCUAGCUGUAAGUAAGUCCAGUCCAUCUCCAAAAAACACUACAGACGGCACUUUAAUUAUCCCGUCAAUGGGACAAGAUGAAAUAAAUGUCAGCCAUAUCAACCCAAAUGAACAUGCAUUGAAUUCUGACACUAUAAAAAUGGGAGAUACUAUUGAACACAUUCUAAUAAACUCUAAAAGUCCCUUAAUUGCUCAAGAUAGUGCAAGCAAAACAUGUGAAUUUACUAUCCAUCCACAGUCAAACUCAACCACCGAUACAACUGACAUGAAAAAUAAGAAAUUAUCCCCGCCAAGUAGUUUUCCAUUCAACCCAUGUCCCACUGAUGCUGUCUCUGAAAAGUCAGGAGAGUCUUGUCAAAGUCCCACAUCAAGUUUAAGUAUAGAUAAAUCUCUUACACAAACAAUCUCUGCUGUGAUCUCCAGAAAGCUGAGCACAAAUAAAAAUGGAAAUAGCCAAAAUAAGUUAAAAGCCAUGACCGUGUGUCUCAGGUCAAGUAGAACUCGAGUUACCACCACCCCUCUAAAGACUAAAUUUCCACCUGGCGGUCCGAAGGGGUGUUUGUCUGCUAAGGAAAAUGCUAGUAAUAAAAAGACCCGAUUACAUUGUCAUCGGGAUCAGUCGUCCCAUACAAAAAAAUCCCCUUCUCCUUCACCUCCACCCAAAACGAGAUUAAGUAGAGAUUCUCCAUGCCCCAAAAAGUUCCAAUUACCUCCGGUCAGUCAGAAUGAGUGCAGUAUGAUUAAAAAUGUUUCCAGCCCUAUAAUGCCUUACUGUGAAUCUCUCAGGAGUUGCAGCUUUGCUGAAGAAGAGCCUACCACCAAAAACAUGAAAAGAAAAUCUAAUUCGUUAUUUGGGAAAACUGUUGCUGCAAGUGCUGCGUGGCCCAAACUGGCUAAAAAUACUGCAAGUUCAAGUGAUGCUGUAGAAAGUGCUGCUAAGAAAUCUAGAUUGAACCAAACGUGUACUGUUUCAGAAAAUAAUGUAAAGGUACAAAACGCAAAGCAGUUAUCCAAAGCAGCAAAAGCUACAAAUGUAACUAACAUCAGGCUAACUAAAUUAAAAAAUAAAAAGCAAGUAAUACAGCACAAUACCGGUGAUGAAAUUGGAAAUAAAUAUACUCCUCAGCUAGUGCUGACUACCCCUAAAACGCGAGCCAGCGAAGCAACCUCAUUCAGAGAAACGAGGUUAUCAGUUUCACCUGUUCAGAGACAGACACGAUCUCGGAAUCGUUCAGUAGUAUCUCCCCCAAAUCUUUCUGUCAAAAGCCCGCCUAUCGUAUCACCACUGCAGCCUCUAGCAGUCAUUGGUGAGCGGCUGCUGAAGAACCAGUGUGGGGAAUGUGGCCGUAUUCUCAGCAGCAACGCUGCUCUUGAAAGCCAUGUCAGUCUCCACACCGGUCACAGACCAUUCUCUUGCACACUCUGUGGAAAGAGCUUCCCUGACUCCAAGGGUCUGAAACGACACGGCAGAGUGCAUCGCAAUGGUAGGAUCCAUAUCUGUCACCAGUGUGGGAAGGGUUUUGUCUAUGGCUUUGGCCUCACCAAACAUCUCCAGAUGGUACAUGGGAAAGUCAAGCCCUUUGCGUGCCAGAUCUGCAACAAGGCAUUUUUCACAAAGCGAGAUGUAGAGGCCCACACGCGAAUCCAUACAGGGGAGAAACCAUUUCUCUGUCAUCUAUGUGAAAAAAAGUUUACCAGGAAAGUUGAACUCAAUGUGCAUCUUCGGUGGCAUAAUGGGGAGAAAAGACACUGGUGCCCAUUUUGUGGGAAAGGAUUUUUAGACUACAACAAUAUGAAAAGACACAAGUAUAUCCAUACUGGGGAGAAACCACAUUCUUGUCCACACUGCCCCAAACACUUUACACAGUCUGGACACCUGAAAAAGCAUGUUAAAAAUGUACAUAAGGUCAAAUGAGAGAGAGACCCUGCAAGUUAGCUUCUUUCAAGGUCCCAUGCCACACCGAUUUCGUGUGUAUAUAUGUUUGUACGUAUGUAUUUAUUUAUUUGAUCAUAUUUGAGCUUUUAUUAUCUUUGCAAGAUAAUUUGGGUUGUAAAUGCCCUUUUUUUUAAGGGCUAUUUCAGUCCAAAACACCUGGUGGAUAAAAUAUCUGGAUUUCUCGUUAUUUGCUAAGUAAAUGAGCUUUCCUUUUAUUGGA